Molecule: messenger RNA, 1670 nt
Organism: Solanum stenotomum
Lineage: Eukaryota; Viridiplantae; Streptophyta; Magnoliopsida; Solanales; Solanaceae
Product: F-box protein At2g17036-like
Exons: 2
Coding region: 152-1660 (502 amino acids)
Source: RefSeq, a predicted model, not a curated record
AAAUUUUAUUGCCAAAAUAAUAACGGAUACGCGGAAUCCGCGGUCGGUUGACAACUGUUAUAGUGGAUCCCAAGCGGUUCACGGUUUCACUCCGCCUGCCCCAAAAUAUAUAGCAGCAAUACUAGGGCUUUAAUUUAUCAUCCAAGCUCUGAUGGAGCAGCAAACUGUGGGCAGUGGAAGGUACGUUCCCUGGUCUGAUAUUCCGAAAGAACUCGCCGAGAGGAUCGGUAGUUGCCUGGACACUCAAAUUGACGUUCUUCACUUCCGUUCAGUCUGCACAACAUGGCGUUCCUCACUUGCUCCUUUCAAAACCGUUCCUCAUUUUCCUGUUGAAAUCCCCUUCCCUCUCGAUGACCGUAACAUUUAUAAAGGGAGGCCUGGUUACUAUCUCAUCGAAAGCACUGUUUACAUUUUACAACCACUUGACGGAGAUUCAAUUGAUUCGCCUUGUAAAGGAUGGUUGAUCCAGGUUAUAAAAACAGCAGAUGGAAAAUUGAAGGUUUUGAAUCCACUGACAGGCAGGGAAAUACAGAAUCAUAUGCCUAAGGUAUUGAAUUUACUGGACUUUCGCGUUUCUCACGUUUGCAAAUCUUAUCAUGUGCAGUACUACAUUCCCUCGAAACCUUUGUUCAGUGGUUAUGAUGUCGGUUAUGUUAGGAAAAUUUUGCUUCUUAUGAACCACAAUGCAGGGAAUGAGAAGGAUAGUUUUUCUUUAAUGGCCAUUGAUCGUGAUAAUCGGUUAUGUUAUUUGAAGUCUGGGAAUGACAAGUGGACUAAGUUAAAAAAUUAUAGUUCUUACAUUGAUGAUAUCAUUGUGUAUAAGGGGAAUUUUCAUGCUGUUGAUCGAUAUGGUGAGACCAUGAAAUUUGAUUCCUCGUUUAAUGAGACGACGGUGGCUUCCAGAUUUUAUGGUGAGACCAUGAAAUUUGAUUCCUCGUUUAAUGAGACGGUGGCUUCCAGAUUUUCCGGUGGUGGUAAGAGGAAGAAACGACUGGUGGAAUCAGGAGGGCAGUUGUUUUUGGUUGAUUAUAGUUCAGAUUUCGGUAAGGAUGCCAGCCGUGAAAUUAAAAUUUACCGAUUGGAUGAAAAACAAUAUGAGUGGAUUGAAGUGAAUACUUUGGGUGAUCGAAUUUUCUUUGCUGUUAAUGACUGUUGCUUCUCUGUUUCGUCGCGUGAUUUUGGUGAUAAGUACGGUAGAGGAAACUGCAUUUACUAUGUAAAAGGGUCGAUGUAUUUUGACGAUGAAGACAGUGACGAUGAUUUUGGUAUGUGUGGUUGUUGUUGCCCUCUUGAUGAUGAUGAUGUGAUUAGCUACCCUAUUAGCAAUUAUGAUGACAAGACUAAUGAAUCUGGUAGCAAAUCAGGUGGUGGUGGUGUGAUCAGCACCAGUAUUAGUAAUGGUGAUCACAGGAUUAAUGCUUCUACUAGCAAAUCAGGUGGUGUUAGAGAGGAACAAGCGGUAGAUAGAUACAAAGGAGUAUUUGAUGAUAACACCUGUGUGUUUACCAUAGAAGAUGGUAAACUUGGAUCGCUGUUAUCAUUCCUUGAUUAUGCAGAAAUUUUAUGGCCACCGCCAUCUUGGCUUAACGGUGAGGAUCAACCUCAUCCACAUGUUCAUGAAAUUGCAGAGUCGUUAUUAUCUAUAAAUAAACAAGGAUGAGACAGCAAGC